CCUUUGGGCGAGGCUAAACAAGCCAUGCUCUCUUCCUGUAUGCCGGGGUAGGCGACCACCGGUCGGCGUGCAGAAUUAGGGUUCAUGGUUUGUGUUUGCUGAUGUUGCUGUUUCCAUGUCAAGAAUUCCUAGUUUCAAUUCCAAGCUCUCUGGCGUGAUCCUCAGUUUUGCAUUCAGCUUCGUCAUGGCCGCCGAGAUCAACAAGGAGGCUUUUGUGGAGCUUCAAGGAAGGCUGGUGGAGACUACCUCGAAACUAAAACAUGUCCAAGCACAAAUUCGGAGCAAGGAGGCUGAGAAGAAGCGCGCGUUUCUGACACUGGAAGAGUUGGGGAGCCUGCCCGAAGGAACUAACACGUACCGAACUCUUGGAAAAGCGUUUGUGCUGGAGCCAAAAGAUGAGCUUAUUAAAGAGCAGCAGACUAAAGCUGAGGAGAGUGACAGUGCGAUUGCCACACUAGUGGGUUCGAAGGAGUACUUGGAGAGACAAAUGAAGGAAGUUGAGAGCAACUUCAGAGAGUUGUUACAAAACUCUCCCGAACUUGCACGUCAAGUGAUGGCAAUGUCUGUGUCAUGACUUAGAUAUGCUCUUUCAAUGUACGGCAUUAAAAAUUUCAUUCUUCUACCGUAACAUAGUCGACUUCAGAGCAAUGAAAUCUAUGUGGAUAGACCUUGUAGUUUGAAAAUAAGGUUGAACAAAUCCAAGGGAACUUGUCUGCUGCAAUUUAUGGUUUUGUUUAGUGAUGAAUGAAGAUCACUUUGGUUGCAUUCA
Molecule: messenger RNA, 769 nt
Organism: Physcomitrium patens
Lineage: Eukaryota; Viridiplantae; Streptophyta; Bryopsida; Funariales; Funariaceae
Source: RefSeq, a predicted model, not a curated record